AUCUGGUCUAUUAUGUGGAGAGAGCCUAUCGGACGCCAGACUUUGGUAUGUGGGAGAGAGGGAGCAAAUACAAUACCGGCACUCCUGAGAUCAACGCCUCGUCCAUCGGAAUGGCUAAGUCUGCUCUGGAAGCUAUCAAUGGAUGCAAUCUCUUUGGCGAAAAGGGCGCGUCUUGGAGUGUCAUCUAUGUUGACAUCGAUGCUCACAGUCGUAACCGAAGUAUUUUCGAAACACUGCUUCCUCGAGAGUCCAGUUCUAAGAACACAGACUCAAGUUUAUUGCCAACCAUUAGUUGGCCAUCAUUUGCCACUCACGACACACUCCUCUACGCGAACACUAAGGAUAAGAUAAUUAAACGAUUGAAGACUCCGUACGGCUUCAAGAGGUUUAUCAGAGAUGGUUACGGAACUGUUCUCGAGAGUCGCGGCAAUUAUAGAAACGAAGAAACCAAACAUUUCGAGAAUAUAGAGUGUGUUUGGCCUCUGUUUUGCUGUUUCCUCGUCAUCGACGGUGUCUUCAAGAAUCUUGAAUCUCAAACCAAAUACUAUAAGGACUUACUCUUCACUCAACUAUUGAGAAGAGAUCCCAUAACUGGCGACUACUUAAUACCCAAAUACUAUUACGUUCCGCCGGAAUAUAUAGACGCAGAGAAGGCAGAGCCCGGAUCUACUCCUCGUAUUGCCAGUCAAGAGGGAAGUGAUUCUUCUGUUCUGUAU
This is a messenger RNA of Medioppia subpectinata, 716 nucleotides long. NCBI's taxonomy places the organism in Eukaryota, Metazoa, Arthropoda, Arachnida, Sarcoptiformes, Oppiidae. The record is from the annotation of a GenBank genome assembly.